AUAUAAUGUUUGUCAAUGACACAAGUGGAGCUCGGCUGAACACGGUGGAGGUGCCUUUCUUUCGUUCACGUAACAGAGCAGCAUGUUUCAAUGUUAAAGAUUAGGCCCUAGAUCUAGAAUCUAAUUCAAAGUUACGAUUCAAACUCAGUAAGACUUCAAAAUGGGUCAGAUUGCCUCCAGACUGUCUAAGCCGUUGAGAAACUUCAACAUUGACAACCGAGCUGCAAAGGUCUUAGAAAGAAGAGAGAAGGUCGCAGAGCCGGCCCCAAAACAUGAGACAACUGCUAACAAGAUAUCACAGUUUCGUGCAGAGCACCCAGAAUAUAUGGAAGCUGUUACAACAAAGGAUGAAAGUUUACAUGAGAAACUGAAGAGCGUGUAUAUAGAGUCUACUGGUGCUCCUUCUGUAAUCAGGUCAGCACAGAAACCAUUGCCUCUAUCUCGUGAAACCAAGUUUGAGUCUGACCUUGGUGCAAUGGACAUUGAAUAUGAAGUACCUGAAGGUCGUGCUGAUCUCAAAUCUGUCCUGGAGUUCCUGAGCAAACAUCAGCUGAACCCAGACAUUGCAACCUCAAGCAGCAUUGCCCGGGACUUCAGAUUAGAUGAGGCUGAAGUGCAAAACGUUCUCAGUCACUUUAAAGUUCUUCAGAUUCACAUACCGCAAGAGAUGUACAAGGAGAACAAGAACAUGGCAAAAAUUGUGAAAGAACAGUUAUCAUCUUCGGAAGGACUUGCUUCAAAUUUACGAUUACCGGGAAAAGGCAAUCCUCGGCAAGGGAAACUCCCAUCAGAGGCAGACGUUUUUCCUGACAAAUCUUGACCUGGCACACCGUGAUAGCUUGAACUGUUCUUUUUUUAAAUUGAUGAAAGGUGACAUUUUAAUUAAACAACUGUCAUGAAUGCAG
Molecule: messenger RNA, 905 nt
Organism: Aplysia californica (California sea hare)
Lineage: Eukaryota; Metazoa; Mollusca; Gastropoda; Aplysiida; Aplysiidae
Product: protein NDUFAF4 homolog
Exons: 3
Coding region: 161-820 (219 amino acids)
Biological process (GO): mitochondrial respiratory chain complex I assembly
Cellular component (GO): mitochondrion
Source: RefSeq, a predicted model, not a curated record